UGAGCAGACCUGAACACAGAGACUGCCUCCGGUUGUGAGAGGAACCUACACAGACUCACACAGUGUGGACACGGAGUUUGUUCCUACUUUUACAACAGUUAGUGUCUCAUAACUACGCAGGGUGUCGAGUUAAAACCAAGAGUACCGCGAAGUAAACUGGACCUCAUAAGGUACUUUGUGUUUGUUAGCGUGGAUGCGUGGCUCUGUUUCACUCAACACGAUGGACGGCUGAUUCACACACUCCACUGACCUAACAGAUUAGUAAACUUCCGUGUUGCUAACAUUCACAGACAGAGAGGAAAGGAAUGGGAUAUGAUUGCAGGUGAAAAAGUGGAGGAAGUCUUCAGCUGAACGAGAACAUAGAUGAAUAUUUGCCAUGCUACAUGGGAAGGCUCUUAACUCCACCCUGCUCUUGCUCCUCAUCCUCAUCAUCUUUGCCACAGUUCAUGGUCGCUCCUAUCCACGGUUUUCCCGCAAUGACACUGAAUUCCAGCACCUGGUGCUUCACCCAGACCCCUCUGUGGGGACGGUGUACGUGGGGGCCAGGGACCAUCUCUUCCAGCUGGACGGAUCAGAUGGACUCCGGCUGGAGCAAGAGGAGACGACUGGUCCCGUGAGCGACAGCAAAGACUGCCUUCCCCCCGUCACUGAGUUCAACUGUCCUCAGGCCAGGAGAACUAGUAAUCACAACAAAUUACUCCUGGUAGAUCCAAAGGCGUUGGAGCUGAUCACCUGCGGCAGCAUCCACCAGGGCACCUGCCAGAAACGCAGCCUUGCAUCUAUCAAGAAGGUUCUCUUCUCCACCGAGAGGCCCGUGGAUACUCAGUAUGUUGCGGCCAAUGACCCCUCAGUUUCAACUGUGGGGCUGGUGGUGGGGCUUCGUGGCGGGGAAAGGACAGUGAUGUAUGUGGGUAGGGGUUACACCGCUAGCCACCCACCUAUCUCCACUCGCCACCUUUCAUCUGAACCAGUCUUUUCCUACGAGGAGACAGCUAAGCUGGCUGUGGCUGGGCGUCUGUCGGAAUACGACCACCAUUUUGUGAUGGCGUUCACACGGCGCACAUAUGUGUACUUCUUGUUUUACCGCCGUGACAUUAAGUCAGCAUCAAGGGAGUACCGGACCUAUGCUGCCAGAGUGUGCCUAGACGACACUUCCUACUAUUCCUAUGUGGAGGUCCCUCUUGUCUGCCGAUCCCCUUCCUCUCCUUCCAAGACUUACAACCUGCUCCAGGCUGCCCAGGUGGGACAAGGUGCAGGCCGGGAAGGCGAGGAUCUGCUGGGAGUCUACUCCACCCGCAUCGGUUCCACAAACAACAAUCCUUUGGAUGCCUCAGCUCUGUGCGUUUACCCACUGGACGAGCUUGACAGACACAUCGACUCCACCCGUGACCUCUGCUACACCCAGGACGGCCGGGUGGAGGGGAGAGGAGAGGUGGCCUACAUAGAGUACGAGGUCAAGUCCAGCUGUGCCAACCUGCCCAUGAAUACCCUCAAGGCAUAUCCGUGUGGCUCCGACCACACCCCCAGUCCAAUGGCAAGCCGGGCACCGCUGGAAGCUAAAGCUGUUUGGCACACCUCAGCUGCCCGUCUGACUGCUGUGGCUGUCAGCGUCAGAGACGGACACAGCAUCGCCUUCCUCGGAGACUCCAAAGGGAAUCUGCAUAAGGUAUAUCUUGGCCGAGAUGGUCAGGUGGAGGUAUACGCGAACAUGACGAUCCAGCCCAACUCCCCCAUUAACAGUGACCUUUUAUUGGACCAGAAUGGAGCACACAUCUACAUCAUGACCAAAACCACUGUAGAGAAGCGUCCGGUGGCAGAAUGUGGAGACCACCUGGAUUGUCAGUCCUGUCUGUCUGCCAAAGACCCCUACUGUGGCUGGUGUGUCCUGGAGGGACGGUGCGGUCAGCGCUGGGAGUGCCAGCGAGGGUCCAUGCAGGGCCAGUGGCUGUGGAGUUUCAACCAGAUGCAACAGUGCCUCAGUAUCCAGCACCUCAGCCUCUACAACAUUAGCCGAGGGGAGAAAACUGAUAUUACAGUGUCAGUAGAGGGACUCCCAAGCCUCUCAGAAGGAGAGGCUUACUCAUGCUUCUUCCAGGACACCGAGGUUCCUGCCUCACUCACUAACACUGGUGUGAUAUGCUCCACUCCUGAUGCCAGCAGUCUGCCCCCCAUUGGUCAUGGAGAUGAGUUUGUGAUGGUGACCCUGUCACUGCGUUUCACAAAUGUGACGGUAGCAGAGACAGAAUUCACCUUCUACAACUGCAGCUUGGUCCAGCAGCUCUCUGGACGCAGGCCAUGCCAAGGGUGUGUUAGCAGUCGCUGGGGGUGUAACUGGUGUAUCCACCAGCAUGUCUGCACACACAAACACACCUGCAGCCAAGGAGUCACCAUCUACAACCAAAAUUUCAAACCGCCAACACCCACUAUUCCACCACCCACCAGAAAACUGACCCCUUUACCUCCUACUGUCCGGGCUGCUACAACAACAACCACAACCACAACAUUACAGCCACCACCCACAAAGACCCCUCCUCCUACCACAACAGCUGACCCUCCAACUUCCAGCACAGUGACACCAUCUACCACCCUUAAUACUACCUCCACCUCCCCCCUUACCCUGGCCACAACUACCCCCUCUGACAGGAUCUUCAGCCAGGCCACCACCAUCCACACUGAUGUCGCCACCACUAACAGGUCCCUCCCUGAUGUAGAGAGAAUGACAGAGGGGGAUGGUGGCACGACAAGAGGUUUUUCGGAGGAAGAGGAGACUGUAACCUUGAGUAUCACUGUCGAAACUCCCUACACUACAUUACCCAGCAACACUAGUGGCCAGAUAGACUCUGACCUGAGAUUUUUAGAGCCUCUUGUUGAAACAGUGGGUUCUUCCACUGAUGUAAGCUCAACCACCUCCAGUGAAGUGUCCCUUUCAAUGGACCUCUCUGUCAGUGACAAUAAGGAGUCCAUUCCUCUGGCCACCUCUGAAGAGAAGGACUCACCUCCAUGGUUGGAUGAGCAGGAGAAGCCAGAGGAAGAGACUGACGUGGACUCUGCAACAGUUUCGUAUGUUGCAGGCACCAGCGAAAAGCCACUCAUGUUUACAGAAUCACCUGAAACAGUUAUCGACCCCAACUCUGAAUCUGCGGCGAACUACCAAUCAGAUUCUUCGACUGACACUUAUUUUCGGGAAUGUCCGUGUGUGGAGAAAGUCCAGGAUUCCUCUCUCCUACCCGUCAAUGUGGAGAGAAAAGUCACUCUGGUGGGACAAUACCUAAACCUGUUUCAGGAUGAGAAUUUGGACUACGAGUGUGUGUUGGACAUUGAGAAUCAGUCAGUAGUGGUGGAUGCCGACGUGGAGCCGGAUGCCACACAACAGUCAGUCUUCUUUAUCACCUGCCAACCCCACCAGUAUGCCUAUUCUGCACUGAUGGAGGAAUACCCAGCCAUGAUCAACGUCAGGAGAAAAAACAACUUCCUCAUUGACAGCGCCGAGGAUCUGUAUGUGACUCUGUUCAACUGUUCAGUGGGGCGGUCAGACUGCAGCAGAUGUCGCACAGCCGACCCCAAGUAUGGCUGUGUUUGGUGUGGCGGUGCUGCGAGCUCUCGCUGUGUGUACCAGGACUCCUGCACCGAGGAGAUCAAACACACCUGUCCUGCACCCGUCAUUCAUUUCCUGGACCCAGUAUCCGGCCCCGUAGAAGGAGGGACAGUAGUGACCAUUUCAGGCUCUAACCUCGGUCAGAGAGCUGAGGACAUUCAGAACUCGGUCACAGUUGCUGGGGUCCCCUGCAGUGUCAUCCACAGCCGAUAUGAAGUCUCCUCAAGGAUAGUGUGUGAGACUACGAGCAGUGGAGGAGAGAAGAGUGGCCAGGCCUCAGUCAGAGUGAGGGGAGGAGGAGUCGGACUCUCUGCUCAAAUGUUCAGCUUCCAGGAUCCUGUACUGAGCAGCAUCUUCCCCCAAAGAGGGCCCAAGGCAGGAGGCUCAUCUCUCACCAUCACAGGCCGCAGACUGAGGACUGGACACCCGAGUGAAGUCAGCGUCCUAAUCGGAGGGGUGCCAUGUGUGGUGUUAAACAUCCAGGAGGAUCAGAUCAGCUGUCUGACGAGAGGCAGCAACAGAACAGGGGAACAUGGCAUCACUGUGCGGUUUGGUGGCACAGAGCGCCAUCUACAGGGAUCAGUGUAUCAUUACACCCCCAACCCCAACAUAUCAUCGGCUACACCAUCAAAAAGCUUUCUCAGUGGAGGCCGAAUCAUUAGAGUUUCUGGUCAGAACCUGGAUGUGGUCCAAGAGCCGAAAAUGAGGGUCACCCUCAGCCCCCCUGAUACUCUCCCUCCCAGGAAGAGAAGGAGUGUCAAUGGGAGAAAAAAAGGGAGCCUGAACAGAGAACGGGAUCGUCGGGGUCUGCUGAAGAGAUGGAGGAGGAUCGUCCCAGAAGUGGACUGCUCUGACGGGACACUCUGCCAUGUCAAACAGUACGAGUCUCGCUGCACAGUGAACAGCUCUUCCCUCAUCUUGUGUCCGACUCCGGCGGUGGGUCCAGAGGCCAGGAGGGCUCGGGUUAAAGUUCAUUUCCUGUUGGACAGCCUCCAUUUUGACUUCAGCACUGUGGGGAAUGAAGCCUUCAGCUAUGAGCAAAACCCGAAGCUCUACCCGCUGAACCAGAACGACCCCAGCAAACCGUACCACCACAAACCUGGCAGCAUCAUCUCUGUCGAGGGAGAGAACCUGGAUCUAGCCAUCUACAAGCAUGAGGUGGAGGCUCGGAUAGGGGCGGGGGUGUGUUUGGUGAAGACACUGACACACAGCCACUUGUACUGUGAGCCACCAGCUCAGCAGCCCUCAGUCACAGCCAGCAAGAAACAGGAUGGCACGGACAGUCUGCCUGAGUUCACAGUGAAAAUGGGGAAUCUAAACUUCUCCCUGGGCAGAGUGCAGUACGACAGCCAGGCUCAGUCGACAUUUCCUCUUGAAGCUCAGGUGGGAGUCGGGGUGGGAGCCUCCAUAGUGGCUCUCAUUGUGCUCAUCAUAGUCCUCAUAUACAGGAGGAAGAGUAAACAGGCCAUGAGGGAUUAUAAGAAGGUGCAGAUCCAACUGGAGAACCUGGAGACCAGUGUGAGAGACCGCUGUAAGAAGGAGUUCACAGACCUGAUGACAGAGAUGAUGGACAUGUCCAGUGAUCUGGUGGGUUCAGGGAUUCCCUUCUUGGAUUACCGGGCAUAUGCUGAGCGCAUUUUCUUCCCAGGCCACCAGGAGUCGCCACUGAGGCGAGAUCUGGACGUUCCUGAGAGUCGAAGGCAGACUGUGGAGCAGGGGCUGGUUCAGCUGUCCAACCUGCUCAACAGUAAACUCUUCCUCACCAAGUUUAUUCACACGCUGGAGGUUCAGCGGACUUUCUCCCCAAGGGACCGGGCCUAUGUGGCCUCUCUGCUGACUGUGGCCCUGCACGGUAAACUGGAGUACUUCACAGACAUACUGAAGACACUGCUUAACGAUCUAGUGGAACAGUAUGUGGCCAAGAACCCCAAACUGAUGCUCAGGAGAACGGAAUCGGUGGUUGAGAAGCUUUUGACAAACUGGAUGUCCAUCUGUCUGUUUACCUUUCUGAGGGAAUCAGCAGGGGAGUCGUUCUACAUGCUGUUCAGAGCAAUAAAGCACCAGGUGGACAAGGGACCUGUGGACGCCGUGACAGGAAAAGCCAAGUACACACUCAAUGACAACAGGCUGCUGCGAGAGGACGUGGAGUACCGCACGCUGACUCUAAAUGUUGUGAUGCCAGCUGCAGCCACCAGCGGAGGCACCACCACCCAGACGGUACCUGCCAAAGUCCUGGACUGUGACACCAUCACCCAAGUGAAAGAGAAACUUCUGGAACAAACUUGGAAGGGAACCUCCUUUUCCCAGAGGCCACACAUUGACUCAUUACACCUCGAGUGGCGUGCAGGUGUUGCAGGUCACCUGAUUCUGUCAGAUGAGGACCUGACAUCAGUAGUACAAGGCACAUGGAAGCGUCUUAAUACACUGCAACACUACAAGGUCCCUGAUGGAGCAACGGUUGCCCUCGUCCCCAGGAACACCAAAAAUCACCUCCAUGACAGCCAUGAUUACAUGCCUGGAGAAAAGACGCCUAUGCUGGAUGAUGGGGAGGAGGGAGGAGUGAGGCUUUGGCAUCUGGUGAAAGCCAGCGAGGAGUCCGAGCUGCCCAAGCACAGGAGAGGAAGUCUGAGGGAGAGGGGGGGCGAGAGGGCCAAGGCUAUCCCUGAGAUCUACCUCACGCGACUCCUCUCCAUGAAGGGCACACUGCAGAAGUUUGUGGAUGAUUUAUUCACGGCGAUCCUCAGCACCAGUCGUCCCGUACCUCUGGCUGUCAAAUACUUUUUCGACUUGUUGGAUGAGCAGGCUCUGCAGCACAACAUCACAGACCCGGAGACUAUCCACAUCUGGAAAACCAACAGCUUACCGCUGCGGUUCUGGAUCAAUAUUCUCAAGAACCCACAGUUCAUCUUUGACGUGCAGACCUCAGACCAUGUGGAUGCUGUGCUGUCCGUCAUCGCUCAGACCUUUAUGGAUUCCUGCACCAUCGCUGACCACAAACUGGGACGGGACUCUCCCAUCAACAAGUUGCUGUACGCCAGAGACAUCCCGCGCUACAAACAGAUGGUGGAGAGGUACUAUGCAGAUAUCCGUCAGACCAUCUCCGCCAGUGACCAGGAGAUGAACUCCGCUCUAGCAGAACUCUCCCGUAAUUAUGCUGCCGAGGUCAACUGCCUUGUGGCUUUGCACGAGCUGUACAAGUACAUCAACAAAUACUAUGAUCAAAUCAUCACAGCCCUGGAAGAGGACUCCACAGCCCAGAAGAUGCAGCUUGGGUACAGGCUCCAACAGAUCGCCGCUGCUGUAGAAAAUAAAGUCACAGACCUAUGACCCAAAGGGCAGGAUGGAUUUCUCCUUUAACCUUGAAGAGUGGACAGUGAUAGGAGGAGGUUGUGUCUCCUGGAGAAAAAAAGCAAAGUCCUUUCUUUUUUAAGAUGAAUGAGGACAGAGGAACUUCGUGGCAUGUACUGUGACUUUGCUGUCAUUUUGACAGACUGAUUUUCAGUGAAGGGAGAAAUUAUCUUAAGAGGAUCACUGUUCCAUAUCCAGGAGGAUACCCUCGACAUUUCCACAGGUCCUAACACUGGGAGUAAAAUGACACUGCUUUGAGGGGAAAAAAAGAAGAAAAUGUGAAAUGAAGCACAUUAAAACAACUGUGUCAUCUCUCAUAAGGAUUUCCCACGUUGCAUUCAAACAAAAGGGAGACAUAAUAUAAAAAGAGAUCUUUUUGUUUUUCUUCCGACUCCAUGUGUCUCGCUGGACUUGAUGGUUUCCUCGACAAACUGCACUGAACAUUCCUGCAAGUUUACAGCUAUACUCGUUGGUCCCCUGCAGAGGGAUGAAUGCUGAAGGUGUGCUGGAUGAAGAAACUGUGGAUGGUAAGGAAAAGGGAAAAGGAAGGACUUUAACGUCAACAGAGUUUUUUAUUGCGUUAUGUCAAAGUCUUACAUAAAGGACAAACAGAUAAUGACAAAGUGCUGUGGAUGCCUGAGCAACGGCUUAUCAUACUCGAAGGAUGUUUUCAUUCUGCUUUUAGCUUCCUUAAAUCAUUCUACCAAGUCUUACUCUAUGACGCUGAACUAGCUGUUAUUGGACAGUUUGUUGCUCUGUGUAAACAGUUUCCCAGGAUGGGCUCUCUUUCUCAUUUUUUACGCUUCACAUCGCCAGUUGUCCUUUUUACUGCAACUCAUAGAUGCUGCCUCGUAGUCGGAAAACCAGUGUUUUGUAAAAGUGUUGAUUUUAUUUAGUUGAGUAUGUAGUACAUGAAAACAACCCGUUUUGACCUACUGCUGUUGUGAAUGUUUCUUUUCUUUGGUAAUGUUCUGCAAAUGUUUUAUGAACACUCGUUUUUAUGUGGAUUAUCCGAGACAGUUUGGCAGAGGUAUAAUAUCGCUAACUCAUUAACUGAUCCGUCCGCAAGAAAACCAUGACAUUAAAAUCUUUAACUAAAUGUAGAAACAAUCCAUAACAGCGCUACUGUAAUCCGUACUAAUUCAGUUUUUUUAAAAAAAGAUCUUAUUACUUAUGAAAGGCCAAGCCUGACUUGUUAGGAAAUAAAUGCACAAAUAUACAAACAAUGCACAAAGGAAUUGAUGAAUAUGUCGUUCUACAUUAUUUAUGUUUUGCUGCCACUUCAGUAUUUAUUUCCCUUCCCCACUUUCCAUUAGUGUAAUAUAUUUUUCUUCAAUGGGAUUUUUUUUUAAAUGUGUGUGAUUGACUGUAUUUUUCCUGAAGUAUGUAGGUUGUUGAUGGAGCGUAAAUCUGAGGUGACUGUGAAGUAAAUGAUGUGGAAUUAGAUUACUACAUAUUUAUACAGUUACUUUUCAUAUAUUUGCAUUUUAUAGAUGGAUUUAAAUUUAAUUAUGUCUUUUUUCUUUUAUUAAAGUCAGGUUUGAUCUUCCAUAUUUCUAAGAUGCUUUGGCUGUCGUCUGGACAUUAUAUUCUGUUUUUGGAUUUACUGUUUUUCUGCACAGCCAGAACUUAUGUCAGUAAUUAUAUCUUCCCCACUUCAAUACACCGAAGUCAUAUUUUCAAAAUUUAGUCUGUGUAACUAUCAGUACAACCCUUUAAUAUUAUGUGUUAUGGCAAAGCAAAGCUGCAGCUCUUUAUCUUUUAGGACUUCUUCCCUUUCUCUCAAGCCUUAAAUCAGAUGAAAUGAUUUAUAAACACAGGCGCCUGUGUUCUGUAACGCCACAUGUGAAAGCCUUUUACUAGUUUUUUCUAAUUUAAUUUAUUUUGUAUUUAUUCUGUUGCAUAAUGUUGUUGAUUAUUAAUUCCAGACAUAUUAAAUCAUAGUGGUUAUGCCCCUCCAAAUCAGAUGCAACAUCAUGUUUUGUUUUUAAGAAAGAGGCUUUGUCAUUUCUUUUAACCUUAUGGUGUUUCUUAGUCACUACAAGUCAAAUUCACAUCAGCUGUCUUGAAAUUCUGAUACUUUCAAUCUCUCCUUUUAUAUUUUGCAUCAGUUUUAGAAGCAAUAGAGAGGUAUGAUUUUUAAUGUUGCAAGCGAUUCAUUUGUACAUUCAAAAAACCUUCUUUGCACAUUAGUGUUGCUUGUUGCUUACUUGUGGAUGCAAAGCUCCGUUCUGAUGUUUUUCCUGUAGAUACAAACUGCUCUUAAGUGAUCCUGACUUUAGUGUUCUCUUACUAAUUGAUAGGAUGAACCUAACAACAACUUAAUGUGAUGCAAUAAAGUGGUCCCGAUG
Epinephelus moara (kelp grouper) is the source of this 9294-nucleotide messenger RNA. RefSeq names its product plexin b1a (gene plxnb1a). Lineage: Eukaryota; Metazoa; Chordata; Actinopteri; Perciformes; Serranidae. Gene Ontology annotation, biological process: positive regulation of axonogenesis; semaphorin-plexin signaling pathway involved in axon guidance; regulation of cell shape. Bases 377 to 6922 code for a protein of 2181 amino acids. Gene Ontology annotation, cellular component: semaphorin receptor complex. Gene Ontology annotation, molecular function: protein binding; semaphorin receptor activity. The record is from RefSeq and is a predicted model, not a curated record. The transcript is spliced from 39 exons.